AUGGAAACAAUGAAUCAACCUUCUAAAUAAACUGAAUUACUCAGAGCAAUCUAACAGAAAGACUCUUAUAAUAAAUUUUGUGUUGAUUGCAAUAAAAAUGAGAGCACUCACUGCUCUGUGACAUUUGGCAUUCUCAUCUGUGAGGAGUGUGCAGGGAAGCACUUAGAAUUACUUGGAAUGGAAUUGAGUUAUGUAAAACCAUUAUACUAAGAUGUUUGGGAUACCUUUCAAAUCAAAUUACUUGAAAAUGGAGGCAAUAAGAAAUUCUGGGAUUUUAUCAAACAAUAUAAUAUGGAAUUGAAGGAUAUUAAUGCCAAAUUUAAUAGCAAUCCUAUCAAAUACUAUAAGAAGAGAUUAUUCGCUCUAGCACAAGGAGUAGAAUUUAAUCAAGAGUAGCCUCCUAGAAAUGCAGAAGAAAUACUAAAUAGAGGGGUUGAUGGGGCUAAGAACUUGGGCAAAAAAGCAGGAGAAGGAAUCAUGAAAUUUGGUGGAUUAGUUGGAGAAAAGUUUGAAUAGAGUGGCGUUAAAGAAAAAUUUAAGGGUUUAUUCAAGAAAAGUAAUGAUUGA
This is a messenger RNA of Stylonychia lemnae, 567 nucleotides long. NCBI's taxonomy places the organism in Eukaryota, Ciliophora, Spirotrichea, Sporadotrichida, Oxytrichidae. The record is from the annotation of a GenBank genome assembly.